AUGGCAGGGCAGCCACAGGAGGAGGCGGGCCAGCGCCAGGAGAGCCGGGGCAAGAGAGAGGAGCCCUCACCCGAGCAGAAGUCAGGUGCCGGGACCCGGAGCAGAGCCGAGCAGCAGGCUGGUGAGGAAGGGCCCGUGCGCCUGGAGCUGCAGAGGACUUGGCCAGGGAGCCUGGGAGAGAGGGGCUGCCUGCCCCCGGAGCCGGGCCCAGGGCAGAAGGGGCAGGCGAGGGAGAGCCUGGAGCUCCCAGCGGUGUUCGAGGCCGUGGCAGUGUAUUUCACGCGGGAGGAGUGGGAGCUGCUGGACGACGAAGGCAAGGAGCUUUACCGGGACCAGAUGCUGAGGAAUUACCAAGCCCUCGUUUCCCUGGGAUAUCGAGGUCCCACCCCUGAUUUAAUCUGCCGUCUCCAGCAAGGCCAGGGGGAGCUCUGGGGCUGUGCUGGGCAGGAGCCAGGGGAAAGCUCACAGCGGGAGGACCUGGCUGCAGGAGGUGCCUGGCUGCCUUCCCGAGGUGAGCAGCAGCCUCCUGAGGAAGGCUAUGCGUGCAGCUCAGGCCUGGUCAAGCACCAACCUGUGCAGAGGGAGAAGCAUCAGUACCGCUGUGUCCCAUGUGGUAAGACCUGCACCGAUUUCUCCUCCCUGGCUCAGCACCGACGCAUCCAUUUGGAGAGAGAGACGCACCGCUGCACCAAGUGCAGGAAAAGCUUUGCCAGCCAACAUGACCUGUCCCAGCACCAGUGUGUGCAGAGCGGGCAGCUGCAACACCAGUGCACCGAGUGUGGAAAGAGCUUCAAGCAGCCCUCCGACCUGGCCAGGCACAGUCACAUGCACGCAGGGGAGAAGCAUCAGUGCUGUGUGUGUGGGAAAGGAUUUACCCAGCAUGGGUCCCUGGCCCGGCACCAGCGCAUCCACACCGGGGAGAAGCCACAUGAGUGCUCCGAGUGUGGGAAGAGGUUCUCCCACUCUGGGUCCCUGACUC
Alligator sinensis (Chinese alligator) is the source of this 979-nucleotide messenger RNA. RefSeq names its product zinc finger protein 184-like. The transcript has 6 exons. Gene Ontology annotation, biological process: negative regulation of transcription by RNA polymerase II. Gene Ontology annotation, molecular function: DNA-binding transcription repressor activity, RNA polymerase II-specific. The record is from RefSeq and is a predicted model, not a curated record. The annotation marks the transcript as partial. Lineage: Eukaryota; Metazoa; Chordata; Crocodylia; Alligatoridae.